AUGAGAAACUACUUCAAUGUUUUCAAGAAAGAGAGCCGAUUGUUCACUAGUCUAUUGGAGAAGGAGGUGGAUAAGGGAACUUUCGAUAUGCACGAUUACGUAUCGAAAUUUACAAUGGAUAUUCUGUGUGAUGACUAUCUAGGAAGACCAUCUUAUCUAGAUGUGAUGCUGAAUCAGUAUGAAGGAUUAUCUGAUAAGGAGAUUGCAAUCAAAAUCACUGACAUGUUCAUUGCAAAGUACAAGAAAAGUCUACAGAGAAGUGAUCGUGUCAUGGAGUAUGGAGACUUUGAAAUUGAGAGACUAUCAAGACUGCACUACAUGGAAAUGGUCAUCAAGAAGUUCUGCGGUUAUAUACAGCACCAUGUGUGGUUCGACAGUGUUUCCAGCAGGAACAGAGCUCUGUUGAGUCUCUAUGCAGUUCACAGGAAUCCUAAAUACUGGUCAAAUCCUCUCGAGUUCCACCCAGAUCACUUCCUACCAGAAAAUGUGUCAGCCAGACCAAAAUACAGCUACAUACCUUUCAACAUGGGACCUAGGAAUUGUCCUGGUGAAUGA
Nilaparvata lugens (brown planthopper) is the source of this 555-nucleotide messenger RNA. Its product is annotated as probable cytochrome P450 4p3. NCBI's taxonomy places the organism in Eukaryota, Metazoa, Arthropoda, Insecta, Hemiptera, Delphacidae. The transcript has 4 exons. Gene Ontology annotation, molecular function: monooxygenase activity; iron ion binding; oxidoreductase activity, acting on paired donors, with incorporation or reduction of molecular oxygen. The record is from RefSeq and is a predicted model, not a curated record. Bases 1 to 555 code for a protein of 184 amino acids.